GGAAACACCAGGGAGAGCCCUUCUAAGAGUGCCAUUGUAUAGUUGUCAUGGGGUGAAUGGCAAUAGCAACAGUGGGCAAGUGGCUGUUGCUUAGGAAGGACAGACACACAGCAGAGGGCCAAGCUAUGUGUGGCUGCACCCACAGCACCCAGGACCAAGCGCUCCACUCGGAAGUGGGACCCAGUCCUUCUGCAGCCCCAACAUCCACUUUAGCACCUAGGAAAAUGCCUAAAAGCAUUUCAAUAUCCAAACAACUGGCUUCAAUAGAAGCUCUACGGAAGGGCUCAGAUCUGGAAAAAGCCAUGGCCACCUUCGCUCUGACUUUCAGAAACUCUUCUGACCCUGAUGGCAAACUUGGAAAAACUACCGCCAGAAAUCUGCUGCAUAGCCAAUUUGGGGGUUUCACAGAGGGACAAGAAACCAAGCCAAAAUACAGACAGAUCCUUUCUGAACUGGAAGAGCACACGGAAAAUAAGCUUGACUUUGAGGAUUUCAUGAUCUUGCUCCUAAGUGUCACUGUAAUGUCAGAUCUGCUGCAAAAUAUAUGGAGCACAAAAUAGUUUUAAAAAUGCAGUUAAACAAAAUAAAGGCAAAGCCAGUGUGAAGCAGUUAAGCAAGUUUCUAUCUUAGUUUUAAUUAAUUGAAUACUGUCAGCCCCUCAGUAUCCAUAGGUUCUGUGGCCAUGGGUUCAACCAAUCUCAGAUAGAAUAUAUUUGGGGAACAAAAAGAAAGUUCCAAAAAGCAAAACUUGAAUUUGCCACACACCGAGCACUACACUGAAUCCAGGCAA
Messenger RNA from Loxodonta africana (African savanna elephant), 790 nucleotides. It is a transcript of the gene SNTN, whose product is annotated as sentan, cilia apical structure protein. The transcript is spliced from 4 exons. Gene Ontology annotation, molecular function: transition metal ion binding; protein binding. NCBI's taxonomy places the organism in Eukaryota, Metazoa, Chordata, Mammalia, Proboscidea, Elephantidae. The record is from RefSeq and is a predicted model, not a curated record. The coding region runs from base 57 to 560 and encodes 167 amino acids.